This is a messenger RNA of Bacillus rossius redtenbacheri, 2431 nucleotides long. RefSeq names its product COP9 signalosome complex subunit 5 (gene CSN5). The transcript is spliced from 5 exons. Bases 961 to 2007 code for a protein of 348 amino acids. NCBI's taxonomy places the organism in Eukaryota, Metazoa, Arthropoda, Insecta, Phasmatodea, Bacillidae. Gene Ontology annotation, biological process: protein deneddylation. The record is from RefSeq and is a predicted model, not a curated record. Gene Ontology annotation, cellular component: cytoplasm; COP9 signalosome. Gene Ontology annotation, molecular function: deNEDDylase activity; protein binding; metallopeptidase activity.
AAUGGAAUUCUUGCAAAGCCGAUAACAAAAUGCGUCGUUCCUCAUCGGUGAGCCGAAGAAUCAAAUCUUGAGCUUGCAGCUUCGUCAGGGGUUCCGAAGGCGAGGCCGUGCUGAACGACGUCCGCCGCUUCACGUCACGUGACUUCCACGCGGGGAACGUCACGGCAGUCGGCAGACGCCCGCGUGCUGCUUGCGAACUAGAACCGCACGUUCGUAUGCCACUCACUUUUAAACUACGCGCGCUCUGCACAUUGCGAAGAACGCCGACCUCGUGGAGUAAAGGAACACAUCCCGAUAACAAACACAAUCGCGUGAAGCCUGGAAAAGCGCCACGGCCCAUCGAUUGUAAUAAAUUUGGCAUCCAAGGUAUUAUCGUAUUGAAUGACAUAUCAGUCUUUAGAUUCCCCGAGAUCAACUUUACAGCCAAUAGCAACACAAUUUAACCGUUCGAUACCAUUUUACUCAACGUCAAAGACUCUAUUACAGGCUCGUGGCCUACAUCAAAGAUUAUCCACCUGUCCACCUAAAUAUACAGACCAAUCUGAUCCGCUGACAAAUUUAUCUCGCUCAGCGCGCAUGCGUGGCAUACUUCUUAAAAUUAUAGAUAUAGCUGAUUGGCGCAUAAUCUAGCAAGAGAGAUAGGAUUUAUUAAGCGUUCAGAUUACGUUUCCCUCUGUAUUCUGUGGAUUACGUUUAUUUGCACAGCAACGUUGAUAGAAACAUUAUUUUUGAGAAUUAGUUUUUACAUUGUGCAGUUGGCUAAACAGUUUAUCAUAUAUAAACACUUCCUCCUUGUUUUGUGUACACGGCAAAGGAACUGGGAACACAGAAGUGCAGGGCAGUGCAAAGUGGAAUAACGAGUGAAACUAGAAGUGAACAUUGACAAUAUUUGCAUUGACUGUCAGAAGAAAAUUGAAAGCAGUGGAAACAGUGAGCCCGGUAGAUUUUUGAACGCCAGACAUGGCGGCUUCCAGCAGUAGCGAGUCGCAGGCGACCAUUGCCCAGCGCACCUGGGAGAUGGCCAAUAACGUGGAGACUAUCAGCAGCCUGGAUGAGGUGUAUCGCUACGACAGACAGCAACAACAAGACAUCUUGGCCGCCCGGCCGUGGGACAAGGACCCACACUUCUUCAAGGAGAUCCGCAUAUCGGCAUUGGCCCUGCUCAAGAUGGUGAUGCAUGCUCGCUCGGGGGGCACACUCGAGGUGAUGGGGCUGCUUCUGGGCAAGGUGGACGCAAACACCAUGAUCGUGAUGGACUCAUUCGCAUUGCCUGUGGAAGGCACAGAGACACGCGUCAAUGCCCAGUCCCAGGCCUACGAGUACAUGACUGCCUACAUCGAGGCUGCUAAGCAGGUGGGGCGGCAGGAGAACGCCAUUGGCUGGUACCACAGCCACCCGGGAUACGGGUGCUGGCUCUCUGGCAUCGACGUCUCCACCCAGAUGCUCAACCAGAACUUCCAGGAGCCAUUCGUAGCAAUCGUCAUUGACCCAGUACGCACUAUAUCUGCCGGCAAAGUCUGCAUUGGAGCAUUCCGCACCUACCCUAAGGGGUACAAGCCUGCCAAUGAGGAGCCCUCAGAGUAUCAAACUAUCCCGCUCAACAAGAUAGAGGACUUUGGGGUGCACUGCAAGCAGUACUACUCGCUGGAGGUGUCGUACUUCAAGUCGUCGCUGGACCGCCGCCUGCUGGACUCGCUGUGGAACAAGUACUGGGUGAACACGCUCAGCUCGUCCAGCCUGCUCACCAACGCCGACUACGCCACGUGCCAGAUCUUCGACCUGUCCGACAAGCUGGAGCAGUCGGAGGCGUCCCUGGCGUCCCUGGGGCGCGUGGGCUUCCUGCUGGGCGCCAGCGACCCCCACGAGAAGCGCACCGAGGACAAGCUGCUGAAGGCGACCAAGGACAGCUGCAAAACCACCAUCGAGCUCAUCCACGGUCUCAUGGCGCAGAUGAUCAAGGACCGGCUCUUCAACCAGAUCAAGCCUCGCAGCGAGGCCCCCCAGUAGUUCACUCUCUGCUGUGUCGUCGCUUUGAGAGUGUAAGGGCGUUCUUGUUACUGGCAAAAGCAAGCUCGUGUGCAGUUUUGGACAAAACUCUGAUCCACCACAAGAGAGUGUAUCACCGUGGUGCUGAACUUGCUGCGUAACUGAAGAAAUCGUGUGUACUUGGUUGCACCCACCCUUAUGAUCCUUCUACACUCCCAACUCGCAACACAGUAUUAAACUGCAAUUUUUUAAAUUAAAUUCGGUGUGACCUUUUCUUGAGAAAAUCAUAUUUUUCACAGUUUUGGUUUAGAAAAACAAAUUGAGUAAAUAGUUUUUACACAAAUUUAACACAUUAUUUGAAGUAGAUUGUCAAUUUGAUUUUCAUCUCCUAAUUUAAUUUCUAAAAUUCUUGAAAUAAAUGCUGAAUUAAAGUUUCAUACCUUUA